CCUCACUACCCGGACCGAGUUUCCGGCGGAAGUAGCAGUGCCGAAUUGCUGUUAAUGGCUCGUGUGUUAUUGCAGCAAUGCCUCUCUGCCCGGUUGCAAGUGGAGGACGAUGCGGCUGCUGAAUGUGUUCAGAUUCAAAGAGGGACAUUGAUCUAUGUCUGCUUUUGUAAAGGUGCUACCCUCGACAUUGUUCCCAAAAUGGUUAACACGUUGUUGAAUGUGAAGCUCUGUGAGACCAAUGAAGACAACUAUGUGUCAGUGUUGGAUCUACCUGCUAAUGUUCUCAUUAUACCUCAGGCCACAUUGGGUGGUAAAGCCAAGGGGCGUAACAUGCAGUACCAUUAUAACAUUGCAAAAGAGGAAGGAAAAGAGCUUUAUGCACAUUUUGUUGCUCUAUGUGAAAAGGCGUUUGCCUCAAAUGGUAAAUGUGCUGAAGCUGGUGUUGUGGUCAGGCAUGGGACCUAUGGGAACAGACAAGUGUUGCAAAUGGACACCAAUGGACCAUACACACACAUGAUUGAAUUUUAAAUCAUGAUUUCAUAAUAUAGAAAUGUGUACUAGCUUACCUUUCUGCUGCUUUUAAUUGGAUAGGUCAUUUUUUUUAGACCAGACCCGCAGUGAGUCAGUCCCCUUGUAUUACUAGAGUAUAUUCAAAGUGUUUGGGUCUAAAUGAAAGCCUCAACUGAUAUUUGAAUUCUGCUUUAUCUUGAAUGAAAUUUUAUUGGGUAGUUUUGGCUAGAACGUUGGAGCAAUUACCUCAAAAUAAGAUAACUCUAACCCAGGUUAGAAGAAAGGUAACUGAUUAGAACCAUCACACUUCAACAUGGGUGGAAUGAUCUGGAUUUAAUCCCUGCCAAAAUGUCAGGUCCAUUGGCAGGUCAGGAAUCCUUUUGACUAAUGAGCGGGUUUUGACGAAGCUCUUCCACUGAGCCAAGAUAUUAGCAUUCCACCUCUUGAGUUGCCAAACCGAUCAGAUGAUGCGCAGGAUGCCAUGUCCAAUCUAUUCAAGGAGGGAUUUCUAAUUAAAUGCUCAUUCAGCGAGCUGGUACAGAGAGCUGAAUGGCUUCCUGCACCAUAACAACUCUGUGAUUCUUUAAAGGGGUUAUAGUGACACUCAGAAAUUGGAUUUUUAAGGUUGCAGCAGCCACAGGAAUGGUGAGGAGAGCAUGGAGGACCGCUCCUCAAGUCUCUCACUCUUACCUAGAGGUCCUGCUGUGGGAUCAGAGGGGCUGCAGUGAGGUGAGCUCUCCCAAGGACAGGUGGGAGAGAACAGUCUCUCCAACCAAGCAAACUUGGAUUAAAGUGGCCAAGAAUGUUAGCAGCAUAUAUGUGGUCCCUCCAACCUGGAAACCGGAUCUCACUCAGGAAGGCAUGACGUUGAAUGGCAUCACAUUUUCACUUUGCCAUGCUUAGAGCUUUCAGUGUGACUGAUCAAAGCCUUUGCAGGUUGUCAGUUUCACUGAGGAAGCCCUCCCCACUGUGUACUGACCUUGGUGACCCUGGCGAGUUGUUGACAGAUUAGGAAGCAAAUGCCCUGGCUGUUAAAACUAGAAUUGAUGGUUAACACAAUACUUAAUUGGCUUUUAUUAGUAUCUUAAUUGGUUUCCUGUGCCACUGAAAACUGGAAGAGGGUAGGAUGAUGUCAGGAUUUUGACUUGACGUUACUUUUGUGGAAUUUCACUCUCCUUCUGUACCCAAACGUGCCUUUCCUUGCCUGGGAAAAUUUCAUCCAAUGUGUUUCUUUCAGCUGAUAAUGAAUGAUGAUGACAGCAGAUGUGAAGAGUUUAUGACAUGUUAUAUUCUGGUGCAAUUUCAAAUACAAAAUAAAAGUAAGUUAUUCUCUGCACAAUCA
Molecule: messenger RNA, 1852 nt
Organism: Carcharodon carcharias (great white shark)
Lineage: Eukaryota; Metazoa; Chordata; Chondrichthyes; Lamniformes; Lamnidae
Gene: dtd2
Product: D-aminoacyl-tRNA deacylase 2
Exons: 3
Coding region: 55-528 (157 amino acids)
Biological process (GO): tRNA metabolic process
Cellular component (GO): cytoplasm
Molecular function (GO): D-tyrosyl-tRNA(Tyr) deacylase activity
Source: RefSeq, a predicted model, not a curated record